AACGCACGAGCUUAAUCGAGGGUUGUUCAUUAUUUUUCUGAAGAAGUAGGGAGGUGUUGAUUUUUUUUUCAACAAAGAAAACACCGUGCUAGACGCUGAGAACCGUCCUUAGAUUUAGACCAACCGUCGGUGCCAGAUCUCGCCUGCAGGACCAAGACUAGGCCAAGAACUUCCGCCAAUCAGACUUCGUCAGCGCUCUACAGGGAUUUAAAAAAAAUAAUUAGAAGUUUCUAGAACUUUUUUUUUAGCUUCCAACAGACAGCUGUACAGAAAACAAGAUGAAUCAGGUCCAGCUCUCGCUUUUCGCCGCCCUUUUCGCCCUCCUGCUCGUAACGCUGACUCAGUCGUCUCCCUUGCCUGAUGCUCUCAGAAUCAGGAGAUCUGCUGCUGACCAGAGGAUAGCGGAACUUCAGGCUCAGGCUGCUCUGCGUCAGCCCAAAAACAGGAACAUGAUUGGUUACGGCCUUUACGACAUUGACGCUAUUGGCAAGAAGAAGAGAGACCCCCAGUUUGUUGGCGUGACCGAUGAAGAAAGAUACAACUUAUUGAAGGCGUUGCUCCAGAGGGCUGCUAUAGAGAACUCCGCUUCCUAGGUGAUUGGAAGUGUCGUGAUGGAGACGGGAGGGAACUGGCAUGGAGAAGAAAAUAAACUGAACACUUUAGCAGGAGUUUUAUCCCUUGUUUGCUAACAUUACACCGAUUUCCACCGCGUUAAAAUACUGCGUUAUGAAAAAAAGGAAACAAUUGUUUUAAUUUUUUUGUUUCUUUCUAGAAUUAAAAAAAAAUAAAAAUUUGAACUUCUUUUAA
Messenger RNA from Physella acuta, 807 nucleotides. RefSeq lists its product as uncharacterized. The record is from RefSeq and is a predicted model, not a curated record. Lineage: Eukaryota; Metazoa; Mollusca; Gastropoda; Physidae.